AUGUCUUCCCUCCUCCGAACUUCCCUUCGCCAUCCAACUCCUUUCCUCCGUCCUCUCGCAGCAUCUUUCGGCGCCACCCAGACCAGAUCGCCCAUCUACUUCCGCACUAUGGCUACCCUUCAGAAAAUCAAGGUUAAGAACCCUGUCGUCGAGCUUGACGGCGACGAGAUGACCCGCGUCAUCUGGCAGGUCAUCAAGGACAAGUUCAUCUUCCCCUACCUUGAUGUUGACAUCAAGUACUACGAUCUCGGUCUCGAGUACCGCGACGAGACCAACGACCAGGUCACCAUCGAUGCCGCCGAGGCCAUCAAGAAGUACUCUGUCGGCAUCAAGUGCGCCACCAUCACCCCCGAUGAGGCCCGAGUUGAGGAGUUCAAGCUAAAGCAGAUGUGGCUCUCCCCCAAUGGUACUAUCCGUAACGCCCUCGGUGGCACCGUUUUCCGCGAGCCCAUUGUCAUUCCCCGCAUUCCCCGUUUAGUCCCUGGCUGGGAGAAGCCCAUCAUCAUUGGCCGUCACGCCUUCGGUGACCAGUACCGCGCUAAGGACACCGUCAUUCCUGGCCCUGGCAAGCUGUCCAUGGUCUACACCCCCGAGGGUGGCGAGCCUCAGGAGAUUGAGGUCUUCCAGUUCAAGAACGGCGGUGGUGUCGGUCAGACCCAGUACAACACUGAUGAGUCCAUCACCGGCUUCGCCCACGCCAGUUUCAAGCUCGCUCUCGACAAGAGCCUGCCCCUGUACAUGAGCACCAAGAACACCAUUCUCAAGAAGUACGAUGGCCGCUUCAAGGACAUCUUCCAGGAGAUUUACGACACCCAGUACAAGAAGGAGUUCGAGGCCAAGAAGAUCUGGUACGAGCACCGCCUCAUCGACGACAUGGUCGCCCAGAUGAUCAAGAGCUCCGGUGGUUACAUCAUGGCUCUCAAGAACUACGACGGUGACGUCCAGUCCGACAUCGUCGCCCAGGGCUUCGGCUCUCUCGGUCUCAUGACCUCAGUCCUCAUCACCCCCGAUGGCAAGACCUUCGAGUCCGAGGCCGCCCACGGUACCGUCACCCGCCACUACCGUGAGCACCAGAAGGGCCGUGAGACCUCCACCAACCCCAUUGCCUCCAUCUUCGCCUGGACCCGUGGUCUCGUCCAGCGCGGCAAGCUCGACGACACCCCCGAGGUCGUUGCCUACGCCGAAGCUCUUGAGAAGGCCUGCAUUGACACCGUCGAUAUUGACAACGUCAUGACCAAGGAUCUCGCCCUCGCCUGCGGCAAGAAGGAGAGGAGCGACUACGUCACCACAAACGAAUACCUCGACGCUGUUGAGAGACGUCUCAAGAGCACCCUCAAGGAGAAGCUGUAA
Molecule: messenger RNA, 1350 nt
Organism: Clonostachys byssicola
Lineage: Eukaryota; Fungi; Ascomycota; Sordariomycetes; Hypocreales; Bionectriaceae
Source: the annotation of a GenBank genome assembly